CGUAAGGGAAAUCGCACACGCCAUCCGGGGAAGAGGAGCAGGAAAUCACUUCUUGUUUUUCAAACAGAAGCAAGCCUCUCACAGUUGGCGCUGUGAGGCUCGGAGGACCACGGCAGGGGAGGCGCAGGACAGGGGUGAGGCUGAGCUUGGCACGGAGCUGCCAGUCCUGCCUGAGCCCUCACAAUGAAUCCUGCUUGGCUUUGCCUUCAUCGGGUGUAGGUUUUCUUGGAGACCGCGGGGCAAAUGGCCUCAUAGUGGAAACCUGGAUGGUCUUAGGCGUCUGAUCAGAGCAGAAGGCAGCCUGGGGACUGCAGUGCUGGACAGGCAAAGCAACUCAGUCCUAAAGAAAUGAAAUCCCCAAGGAGAACCACAUUGUGCUUCAUGAUUAUUGUGAUUUAUUUUUCCCAAGCUACACUGAACUUGAAUUUAGAGUCUAUUGUUCAUCCCUUGAUUCUCCGUGAACAUAAACCAGCAGGGAAGGAGCUACUAAGACAAAAAAGAGCAGUAGCCUCAAGUAGCCCAGCAGCUGAAGAGUAUACCGUUGAUGUGCAGAUCAGUUUUGAAAAUGCCUCCUUCCUGGAGCCUAUCAAAGCUUACUUGCACAGCCUCAGUUUCCCAAUUCAAGGGAAUAGCACUGACCAAGCCACCAACAUUUUAAACAUUGAGGUGACAACAGUCUGCAGACCUACUGGGAAUGAAAUCUGGUGCUCCUGUGAGACAGUCUAUAGGUGGCCUCAGGAAAAGUGCCUCCAAAAUCUCACUUGUCAAGAGCAUGACAGUGUCCCUGCAGGGCAUCACUGCAGUUGCCUUAAAGGAUUACCUCCCAAGGGACCUUUCUGCCAGCUCCAAGGAGCAGAUGUUACCCUAAGAAUGUCAGUCAGACUCAAUGUGGGCUUUCAAGAAGACCUCAAGAACACUUCCUCUGCUCUCUAUAGGUCCUACAAGACUGACUUGGAAACAGCGUUCUGGAAAGGUUACAGUAUUUUACCAGGCUUCAAAUUGGUGACUGUGACAGGGUUCAGGCCUGGAAGUGUGGUUGUGACAUAUGAGGUCCAGACGACAACACCAUCACCCGAAUUAAUGCAUAAAGCAAACGAGCAAGUAAUGCAGAACCUUAAUCAGACCUACAAAAUGGACUACAGCUCCUUUCAAGCAGUUACUAGCAAUGAAACGAAGUUCACCAUCAUACCAGAAAUCAUUUUUGAAGGGGACACGGUAAAUCUGGUGUGUGAAAACGAAGUUUUGUCCUCUAACGUGACCUGGCACCACGUCGAAAGGCGCUCUGACUUGCAGAACAGCAGCAGAUUCUCGGUGUACAGCGCCGUGCUCAACAACGUGACCUCAGUAUCGCGCCUCACCAUUUACAACAUCACUCCGGGCGAUGCAGGUGAAUAUAUUUGCAAGCUGACAUUAGAUAUUUUUGAAUAUGAGUCCAGAAAAAAAAUAGAUGUCACGCCCAUCCGAAUUUUGGCAACUGAAGAAAUGAAGGUGACGUGCGACAACAAUCCUGUAUCUUUGAACUGCUGCAGUGAGAUUAAUGUUAAUUGGAGCGCGAUAGAAUGGAAGCAGGAGGGGAAAAUAAACAUUCCAGGCAACCCUGAAACUGACCUAGAGUCCGGCUGCAGCAGGUACACCCUCAGGGCGGAUGGGACUCAGUGUCCCAGCGGGUCAGCUGGAACGACGGUCGUCUAUGCGUGUGAGUUCGUCAGCAGCCACGGGGCCAGAGGCGGCAAGAACAUAGAAGUGACAUUCACCUCUGUGGGAGAUAAUCCCAGCCACAAAGGGGAAGUGCACGAGUUCCCAAGGCAGGAGAUGGAAAUGAGUACAGUUGAGAGCAUCACCGGGAACAGCGUAGAAACAAAGAAAACCCAGGAGCCGCAAGCCAACCUAACAAUAACCCCGGACCCAAUUUCUGUUUCUGAGGGACAAAAUUUUUCCAUAAAGUGCAUCAGUGAUGUGAGUAACUAUGAUGAGGUGUACUGGAACACUUCUGCUGGAAUUAAAAUAUACCAAAAGUUUUAUACCACGAGGAGGUCUGCUGCUGGAGCAGAGUCGGUGCUGAGAGUGAAGAUCGCGACCCGGGAAUGGAAUGGAACCUAUCAUUGCGUGUUUAGAUAUAAGAAUUCGUACAGUGUCGCGACGAAAGAUGUGACCGUUCACCCGCUGCCUCUAGAGCCAGACAUCAUGGUGGAUCCUCUGGAGGCUACAGUUCCAUGCAAAGGUUCCCAUCACUUCAGGUGCUGCAUUGAGGAGGACGAAGACUACAAAGUAACUUUCCAAAUGGAUUCCUUAUCCUUUCUUGCCGAAAAAGAAGUUAAAGGAAAGCAAGUGUGUUACAAAUACAAUUUCAUGGCAAGCUCAGUUUCCAGGUGUCCAAAAAAGCUGGACAUAUUUUGUCACUUUACCAAUGCUGCUAAUAAUUCAGUCCGGAGCUCACCUAUGAAGCUUAACCUGGUUUCUGGAGAGAAGAUCAUGUGCCGAGAUCCCACAAUAGGUGUUGGGGAGCCUGGGAAAGUCAUCCAGAAACUAUGCCAGUUCUCAAACGUACCCAGCAGCCCUGGAGGUCCCACUGGCGGGAUCAUGACUUACAAAUGUGUAGGCUCCCACUGGGAGGUGAAGAAAAAUGACUGCAUCUCUGCCCCAAUAAAUAGUCUGCUCCAGCUGGCCAAGGAUUUGAUCAAGAGCCCCUGUCAGGAUACGAAGCUUCCCACAUACCUGAAGGAUCUUUCUGUCAGCACAGGCAAGAUGAAACAUGAAGUCAGCUCAUUUCCUGGGAGCCUGGGAGCCAUCAUUAACAUCCUGGAUUUGCUCUCAACAGUUCCAACCCAAGUGAAUUCAGAAAUGAUGACGAAUGUUCUCUCUACGGUUAACACCAUCCUUAGCAAGCCCAUGUUGAGUACCUGGCAGGUGUUCCAACAGCAACAGACCAACCAGAGCUCACAGCUCCUGGAUUCAGUAGAAAGAUUUUCCCGAACAUUACGGUCUGAAGAUAGCACUUUUUUGUCUAUCAACCAAACGAAUGUGCAGAUGAGGAGCAUGGUAAUAAAACCUGGCCCUCCAAAAACCUACAAACAGAGCUUUGUUUUCUCGGACUCGGACCUCUGGGGCAAUGUGGCCAUUGACAAGUGUGAGCUGGGAAGUCUGCAGUGGGGUUCGUCUAUUGUCACUGUGGCUUUCCCAACUCUCAAAACCAUCCUCACUCAGGAUGGGCAAGGAAAGAACAUUGCAAACAGCUUAGUGAUGACAACUACUGUUAGCCACAAUAUAACCCUGCCAUUCCGGAUUUCAAUGACUUUUAAGAACAUCAACCCUUCAGGUGGGGUACCACAAUGUGUCUUCUGGAAUUUCAACCUUGCCAACUACACAGGGGGGUGGGAUAGUAGUGGGUGUUAUGUGAACAGAGUCGAUGGGGACAGUGUCUCCUGCAUCUGUGACCACCUCACAUCAUUCUCCAUCCUCAUGUCCCCUGACUCUCCAUACCCUGGUUCCCUCCUGGAAAUACUACUGGAUAUCAUUUCCUACAUUGGGUUGUGCUUUUCCAUCUUGAGCUUAGCAUCCUGUCUAGUGGUGGAAGCCGUGGUGUGGAAAUCCGUGACCAAGAAUCGGACUUCCUAUAUGCGCCACAUCUGCAUAGUGAACAUUGCCGCCUCCCUUCUGGUGGCCGACAUCUGGUUCAUUGUGGCCGCUGCCAUCCACGACCAUUUUUACCCUCUCAACGAGACAGCCUGUGUGGCCGCCACCUUCUUCAUCCACUUCUUCUACCUCAGCGUCUUUUUCUGGAUGCUGACUCUGGGCCUCAUGCUCUUCUACCGCCUGGUUUUCAUUCUGCAUGACACAAGCAAGUCCAUUCAGAAGACUAUUGCAUUUUCUCUUGGCUAUGGCUGCCCUCUUGUCAUCUCAGUCAUCACAGUGGGGGCCACCCAACCCCAAGAAGUCUACACCAGGAAGAAUGCCUGCUGGCUCAACUGGGAGGAUACCAAGGCCCUGCUGGCCUUUGUCAUCCCAGCACUGAUCAUCGUGGUAGUGAACAUGACCAUCACAGUUGUGGUCAUCUCCAAGAUCCUGAGACCUUCCGUUGGAGACAAGCCAAGCAAGCAGGAGAAAAGUAGCCUGUUUCAGAUCAGCAAGAGCAUUGGGGUCCUCACGCCACUCUUGGGGCUCACCUGGGGUUUUGGCCUUGCCACUGUGUUCCAAGGAAGCAAUGCUGUGUUCCAUAUUAUAUUUACGCUCCUCAAUGCCUUUCAGGGAUUAUUCAUUUUACUCUUUGGAUGCCUCUGGGAUCAGAAGGUCCAGGAAGCCUUGCUAAAGAAGUUUUCACUGUCAAGAUGGUCUUCGCAGCACUCAAAGUCAACAUCCCUAGGUUCAUCGACACCCGUAUUUUCUAUGAGUUCUCCAAUAUCAAGAAGAUUUAACAAUUUGUUUGGUAAAACAGCAGCCCCAAAGGGCCCCCAGGCAGUGAUGGAAACCUUGUUAGCAGUGGCAGCUCACCAAUCUGAUGGAACGUACAAUGUUUCCACCCCAGAAGCAACCAGCUCAUCCCUGGAAAACACAUCCAGUGCUUACUCCUUGCUCAACUAAGAACAAGAAAAACGACCUAUGUGACUUCUUUAAGGGACAGUGGAUAUGCUCGGAAAAAAAAAAAAAAAAAUCCUUUCAAAGCCGAGGGUAAAAUGUUUUCUCUGCAGGCUUCCUGGAGCAGAUGCUGAAGAGCCUCUUUCAUUAGGGAAAAGAAGCUUUCUUUCAUAAAGACAGACUAAAAACGUAAUUGUUAAGUUUAUUUGCAUCCCCACCCCCCACCUCUUGUGUGAUACUAAAUGUGUACAGUAUUUAAGUGAGAUUCAAGUCCCCAGAGGCCCAAAUUCCCUGUCUAUAUUGUAAAAUAGAAUUUCAAAGAGACAUUUUUACUUUUCACACGUUGGGCACAAAAAUAAGCUUUGAUUAAAAUAAUAAGCACAAGCCUAGUACCGAGGAAAUACUUCAGUGAACUCUUAGAAGGAGGGAAGGAAAGAAGGAAGGACACAGGAAAAAAGAAAAAUACAGAGAAAAACAAUAAGAACCACGUUUUAAAAAUUUCCAUGUUAACGUAAUUAUUCUGAUACUGCAACAUGGAGAAUACAAAAAUGGCUCAAAAACAGAAACUGAAAUAAACCACGGAGAAGGUUUGGUAUUUUCUUGUUAUUUUCUUAGCUACAGGAGAAAAUUUUCUUAGAAAGGCAGUGGGAAGAGAUUGGGAGGAAAUUGUAACAUCAGGAUGCUUUCAAGUGGAUAAUAAUAUUUACAAGAAAUUCAUGGAAGGAGAUGUAAUUCUCCUGAUGCUAAACACACACACAUAUGCUGGUGCACAUGAAGUUUUGAGCUCAGGGGAGGGAGCAGGCAGAGGAAAUGGGAUAGCCAUGCUUUAUCAGAUCUAAGCAGAUCCAACUGCUAGUUACAUUUUUUACCGUUUAUCGGAAAAGCCUUAUCUUUUGGUUUGUUCCACUUUUUGAAGGCAAAAAAUAUAUGUAUUUUUAUAUGCAUCACUUGCCAAAUGUGACAUAAGGUGAUAUGAAUGUGAUAUAUUGUACUGGAAACAGAUCCCGACUGUCGUGUAAUGUAUUUAACAGCUUUAACCAGGUACUUCCCUGUGCAUUAGAAUAGAUUUUCAUAAUCUUAUGGCGUUGUUUAUCAUUGUUGUUGCUACUGUGGAUUUAGUGGCCCUUGGUGUGUGGUCUAGCUCCCUAUGUAUUAGCUCUUUCAGUCCUUAAGUUCCAAGACCAAUAUACGGUCAGAGUUUUGCCUUGUCUAAUUUGUGUUUAUUCCAACCACUUGGAAAUCUUCUGAAAUGAAAUGUUACAGUUGGCUACUCUGUGCUCCCAAUGACACUUGACCUUGAUGAGCAGAUGGUGGCGCUUUCCCCGAGGAUUUGGUUGUCUCUGAAUUAUGUGCAUGUGUGUGUGUUGUUUGUGGUGUGUGCAUUUCAUAAAAAUACAAAUAUUUAUUAAAAUUGCAUCCAUAUUAAAGUUAAGCAUGUGCUGUAGCCACAGCAACCAUACAUUCCAAAUUGAAGUCUGAUCCCAGAGACAGGGUGAAAUGGAAUAAAAAUGUGGGGCUACUUGAGGAACGUGGGCCGUGGGGUCUUCAUAAGGACUGAGAACCAGCAGGAUCCAACCAUCAGGAAGGUGGGACAGAUGAGGCUGCAAUGCAGCAACCUUUUAUUUAUUGAGUUUCAAAAGAGUUUUCUUUCGCUAUUUUAGCUCUUUAACCUCUCUUCUUUUUAUUUUUAAUUUUAAAUUCUACUUCUGCCCCUCUUUUCUUCAGGGGGAGAAACAGGUGGGGCAGACAGAAGUCCUAAUAGUGUUUCAAGUAAACGCGCUCUUCGUUUCUACACGUUCACAAACAACGCAGACAUCUACUCCCACGCUUGCCAGGAAAUUGUCACAAAGGAAAUGAUUAAGCUAUAAAAUUCUCCAAGGAUGGUCAGCUUUGGGCAGAACUCAGUACCGAGGAGACAGAGCCAGAGGCUAGGCUGGAGGAUGAACGGGAUGAGAAUUAGAGGUUCGAGAGAGAAUGGCUUUGACCAAUCUGAUUCCUGGAGUAAUCUCAGGGACAACAGAGGCAAGGUUAUACAGUACAAUGUGUUGAGCCUGGCCAUCGUGACAUGAUGGGCCAGAGAAAGCAUAGCGCCCAGCAGGGGCUCCAAAACAACAAUGGGGCAAGGAACAUUGAACUUCCAGCCACAACAGUAGGGGUCCUUUGGGAACCAUUGUGUUGUGAAGGCAACCUCUAUAAUGGCAGGAACCUUCGCAGCGUUCAUAGCAUGUGGAUUUGGCCCUUUGCCCACAUGCAUUAACUGAGGCACGUUCCCUUACCCCCAGCACACACACAUACACACAUAUGUGUGCACGUGCUUUCUAGCUUUCAAGCCACAACACCAGAUCCAAAUUCCAGAAAACCUAUGAAAACAAAAACUUAGAGACAUACUUGCUGGUGUUCUGCUCAACUGCAAGAUACAUGGUUCAACCACUGCUGUUUGCCAAGAAUAUCUUAAAGUAAACAAUAGAACUCAAUAUUGUAAAAGAGAGUGGUCCAUGAAUCUGUGAGCUCCGUGAAAGCAGGAACCCUGCCUGGUCCUGUGUUCACUAGUUCUCAAUCAACAAUGAUUGCAAGGCUUUUAGCAGCCGAUUUCUGAGGAAGAGGAGGAAGGAAUGUCAGCUCUGAUGUUGGUACAAAGUGAGAUGUGUGGUCUGCCCUGCUUGCAAAGUGCGCAGGACUUCCCCAUGUGCCUGACCUCUCAGUGGGUAAAGUCAGUUCCAUGGGCCAAAACUUAACUUGCAUUAAGGGCCUUCUAUUAAGUCAGUUUCUUGCAAAGGGAUCUGUGCUAAUGCUUCAGAGCUUGUGAGGUAAGAGCAUUCACAAAGGAGCAAUUAAUCUAAGCUACAGAAAUAUUCUCUGGGAAUACGGUUAAGUCAGUGUAACACACCAUGUCCUGAAGGAGUCAUGUCUGCCACCCUCCUCCCCAUUUCUUAUAUAUGGAGAAAGAGGUAAAUAACGACCCACGGGGUUUUCAGGAUACAAGCUGCUAAGGCCAGAAAUUAAGAAACACUAGGAAAUCCUAGCCUUUUGUAGUUUGUGUAGAGAACUUCAGAGAGAUCGGUGUUGGAAGGUCAAAAAAAAAAAAAAAGUGACAUGGGAAUGAGAAAGAUCACAGCGACCAGGAAGUGCAGACGCAGGGGAGGGAGUUAUUUGGGGUGAGAGGAGCAGAAAGUCACAACCAUUGGGGAAGACAAAAGGAAACAAUUAUGGUCCCAGAAAUCCAGUGUAGAUGGAAUGCGUUUGAUUUGUGGCACGUGAAGGUGAUGUCAGACAGAAUUCCAAAGGGAGCCGUGACCCAGGCCAAUGGAAGGCUGAUUCCCUGAGUGUCCAAAAUAAACGAGGGGCUUACAGUGGAUGUUAUCUUUCUUAGGUAUUUUUUAAAAAGUCAAUGAAAAUAGUGUCUCAUCAUUUGAAAGACUAGUUAGCUUUGGAAUGAGAUGCUAAAGGUUUCUAACAGUAUGACUUGGGAUAUUAAAUCAUGUCAUAAGAGUAUGCCAGCAUACAGCUCUGUGUCCUAUCCAUGCUUAUUACAAUAAAAUAUCUAGCAAGAUCUCA
Molecule: messenger RNA, 8127 nt
Organism: Zalophus californianus (California sea lion)
Lineage: Eukaryota; Metazoa; Chordata; Mammalia; Carnivora; Otariidae
Gene: ADGRF5
Product: adhesion G protein-coupled receptor F5
Exons: 23
Coding region: 349-4578 (1409 amino acids)
Biological process (GO): G protein-coupled receptor signaling pathway; cell surface receptor signaling pathway
Cellular component (GO): membrane
Molecular function (GO): G protein-coupled receptor activity
Source: RefSeq, a predicted model, not a curated record